Messenger RNA from Solea senegalensis (Senegalese sole), 1853 nucleotides. RefSeq names its product pyruvate dehydrogenase [acetyl-transferring]-phosphatase 1, mitochondrial-like. Gene Ontology annotation, biological process: protein dephosphorylation. Lineage: Eukaryota; Metazoa; Chordata; Actinopteri; Pleuronectiformes; Soleidae. Bases 177 to 1733 code for a protein of 518 amino acids. The record is from RefSeq and is a predicted model, not a curated record. The transcript has 6 exons. Gene Ontology annotation, molecular function: protein serine/threonine phosphatase activity; cation binding.
AACCUGAACGCUUCGUCUGAACCCAAAAGCCUCGUCUGAACCCAAAAGCCUCGUCUGAACGUCUGAAAGCCUCGUCUGAACAUCUGAAAGCCUCGUCUGAACAUCUGAAAGCCUCAUCUGAACGUCUGAACGCCUCGUCUGUGUCACAGGUGGCGCCCUGCUAGCACACCUACGCGAUGUUGGGACAAACGGGAAGUGGAUGUUUCAGAUUUAAGAAGUGUCGUGUCAUCUUUUCUCCUCUAGCUCCUCCCUCCCUCCAUUACUCAGCAAGCAGUAGGAGCAGAAAGUAUGGGGUGGAGCAGGGGGCGGGGCAGAUGAGCUCAGUUCAGAUUAACUGUGUUCUGAAGGCCAACGAAUACAGCCACACCUUCCUGAAAGGCUCCUCCUCCCAUGGAAUUCUGGGUUUCCAUAGUAACAUGUUGCUGUCCAACCACCCUGGUGAGGACCGUCGGAGCAGUGCCACCUGCCUGCCAAGCGGUGCGGUGCUGCUGGGAGUAUUUGACGGCCACGCGGGGGCAGCGUGUGUUCACACUGUCAGUCAGAGGCUCUUUUAUUACGUCAUUGUGGCGAUGCUGCCACUGAAGACGCUGGCCGAGAUCGAACGGGCUGUGGAGGAGGAACGGGCUGUACCGCCUCUGCUGGAGUGGCACAAACACACACAGGACCACAGCUGUCCAGAAGGAGGAGCCACCUCCUUCCACAGCCUCCGCAACUACUGGCAGGAGCGUCUGGACGAAGGACUGGACCUGAAUCUGGAUCUGGACCAGGAGGAGGAUGGUGACAGAGUGACAUCAGCACUGACAAACGCAUUUCGUCGCCUUGACUACGACCUGUCUGUGGAGGCACAGGUCCACCUGUCUACACAGGUCCACCCAUUCAUGUCCUCUCCCAGACGGGCGUCUCUUACUGGGGAGGCAUGGUCUCUAUCUUCCCCCCUUCGGGUGGCACUGUCUGGCUGCACCGCCUGUGUCACUCACAUCUCUGAUGGCAUCCUGCACGUGGCAAACCUGGGUGACAGUCGGGCCGUCCUGGGCGUCCAAGAGCCAGAUGGCCGCUGGUCAGCUGUCAGCCUCACCAACGAUCACAACGCUCAGAACCCUGAUGAGCUGCAACGGAUCUUGGGAGAACACCCUCCGUCAGAGAGGAGGACGGUGGUGCGUUAUGACCGCCUGCUUGGCGUGCUGCUGCCCUUUAGGGCGUUUGGAGACGUUCGCUUUAAGUGGAGCACAGAGAUGCUGAAUCAAGUUCACGAGACUCGACCAGACGUCCUGUCUGUGAUUAGUGAGGCAGUUCGGACACCGCCACAUUACCUGACCCCGCCCUACCUGAGAGCCGAGCCGGAAGUUACUCAACACCACAUCAGACCUUCUGACAAGUUUCUGAUCCUGGCGACAGAUGGACUCUGGGAGCUGAUGCACCGACAGACCGCGGUCCAGCUGGUGGGAGAACAACUGACUGGUCUUCAGCAGCAGAGGCCAGUCAUGCCCGGUGUGGGCAUGACGCUCGGUGGCCUGCAGCGCCUCCUGCUGGAGAGGAGGGGCCGGGUAAUAUCGGUGCUGGAGGAUCAGAAUACUGCCACCCACCUGAUCCGUCAUGCCCUGGGGGAUGAUGGGUACGGAGCAGUGGCACCAAACCGCUUAGCCAAGAUGUUGAGUCUGCCGUCAGAGCUGGCCCGGAGGUACCGCGAUGACAUCACCAUCACUGUGGUGCACCUGAACGAGCCCGACACCUGAACAACACCUGAACGAGCCAGAUACCUGAAUGACAUCCUGAACAAGCCCGACACCUGAAGAACACCUGAACGAGCCAGAUACCUGAACAACACCUGAACGGCCAGAUACCUGAACGACAUC